This is a messenger RNA of Cavia porcellus (domestic guinea pig), 1979 nucleotides long. RefSeq names its product undifferentiated embryonic cell transcription factor 1 (gene Utf1). The record is from RefSeq and is a predicted model, not a curated record. NCBI's taxonomy places the organism in Eukaryota, Metazoa, Chordata, Mammalia, Rodentia, Caviidae. The coding region runs from base 832 to 1866 and encodes 344 amino acids. The transcript is spliced from 2 exons.
ACCAAAGCACUUUAUCAGACCUGGUACCAAAGCUUUAUACUUUACACUCCAGUGUGACGAACACCUCCUGAAGAGUUAAUAUAGGUAUACCUCAUGUGUAUAUGCCAAAAAUCCUUAACCAGACUGAAGUACGGAAUGACAGCAGAGCCAGCACAUGCACCACCUUUACCAAUGAACAACAUGAAAUACUGUAUGUGAGUCCACUAAAAACAGAAAGGAAGGCGGCGCAUUUUGGAGUGCCGGCAGUUUUCCACUGAUUCAGACAGUUAAUUUUAUUUUGCGUUUGUCUGUUUUAAAAUAGGGUCUCGCUGUGUAGUCCAGGCCGGCCUUGAACUCACUUACUUUAGCUCAGGCUGGCCUUUAACUUCUGAUUCCAGGCCUCGGCCUCCCCAGGGCUGGGACUGCAGACCUGCGAUACCACGCCCAUUGGGCUGCAUUCGGUUUGUCUAGUAGUCGUGAAAGGACAUGGAAUGUGCGUAAAUGCCAUGUGACCCUUACGCGGCUUCCGCACAUUACAAUAAUGAAAUGUACAACUGUUUUUGAAAAUAGGACCCUACUGUUUUAUGGGUUGCUCCUUGUGGGUCCCAGUCUCCACUGCCCAACGAGAGAGCUAGAAAACCAAGGGGCAAGGACCAGCCAACGUGAACUGAGCGGCCGGAGAGGGCGGGCCGGGGCGGAGCCAAGCGACCGACGGUGGGAGGGUCGCGUAGGACAGCCCCGACGCGGCUGGCUGCGGCGCAGGGACCUCAGAGCGUGUGUGGGCGGCUCGCCGGCGCCCGCCUCUCCGGUCCGGCCGUUGACCCGGAGCCUUGUGCCUAGGCUCGCCCCGGGAUGCUACUCCGGCCCCGGCGGCCUCCUCCGCUCGCGCCCCACGCGCUGCCUUCGCCAAGUAGCCCCGACGUAGACCUUCGGCCGGCCGAAGACGGCCCGGGGACCCCCCUCGCGGGUCCAGCUACGCCGAGCGCGCUGGCGGAGCCCGAGUCGCCCAGGUCGCCCGUGUCCCCGGGCUCGGCGCAGCGCACGCCCUGGAGCGCACGUGAGACGGAGCUCCUGCUCGGCACGUUGCUGCAGCCGACCGUGUGGCGCUCUCUGCUGCUGGACCGCCGCCAGGCACAGCCCACCUACCGCCGCGUGUCGGCCGCGCUGGCCCGCCAGCAGGUGCGGCGUACGCCCGCGCAGUGCCGCCGCCGCUACAAAUUCCUGAAAGACAAGCUUCGCGACGCUCAGGGCCAGCCGUCAGGGCCCUUCGACGCGCAGAUCCGUGAACUCAUGGGAUUGCUGGGCGACCACGGACGGAGGCGGGUCCGCCGUCGCCCUCCCGGGCCUGGACGGCCGCAGCGCGGCAGACGCCGGACCCCUGCAGUGCCCACGCGCUUCCUCGAGGAACCAGGCGGCGCGCCGCAGUCAGCCACCCGGGACCCCGACGCAGAUCCCGCCUGCCUGCUCAGGUUCAACCCCUCCUCGCCAAAGUCUGCAGAGCCUUGUUGCGCCCCCGGAUCUCCGAUGGCCCAUGCCCCAACAGCCUUCCGAACCUUCAUUCCCGAUCCUGGCCAAGCCCCAGGGUCCCCACCCCCUCCGGACCCCGAUCCCUCCCCAGAGAGCCCCGACACCCCGCCUUAUCGCCCCGACGAUCGCGCACCCCCGCGUCCCACACCGCCUUCGCUAAAUGCCGCGGUGCUGCAGACCUUAACGCACCUCGGUGACAUCGUGGCGAUUCUGGGCCCGCUGCGUGACCAGCUGGUGGCCCUGAACCAACACGUGGAGCAGCUUCGGGGCUCUUUCGACCAGACCGUGUCCCUAGCUGUGGGAUUCAUCUUGGGCAGUGCGGCCGCCGAACGGGGUGUCCUGCGGAACCUGCACCAGUGAGACCUGUGACCGCCCACCCUGUCUCGGGCCAAGCUUCCUCAUCCUUGACCCCUUUUGCAGUCCCCUACCCUACAUUAGGUACGUUAAAUAAAGAGAUUGUUUUUCCAACUUAA